Alternaria rosae is the source of this 7145-nucleotide messenger RNA. Its product is annotated as P-loop containing nucleoside triphosphate hydrolase protein. The coding region runs from base 1 to 7005 and encodes 2334 amino acids. The record is from RefSeq and is a predicted model, not a curated record. The transcript is spliced from 2 exons. Gene Ontology annotation, molecular function: ATP hydrolysis activity; helicase activity; ATP binding. NCBI's taxonomy places the organism in Eukaryota, Fungi, Ascomycota, Dothideomycetes, Pleosporales, Pleosporaceae.
AUGGCGGACCAAGAUGCCGCGAAGCGUGCCGCAGGGCUGACGAAGCUCUUUAACGCUACCAUCCAUGGCCAUCGCGAGAUCAAGACGGCGGGUGACAGUAAUCGGUUUCUGGAGGCGUUGUGUUCUCAGGAAGACGCGUCGAAGUGUGUUGAGUGUCUGAUCGCGUCUUCGGCAGGGCUAGCGGCCGUCGGCGUUGCCUUCCGCACCACCGGGGAUAGCGCGUUCCUUAACGGCUGGGCAACCGCCGUCAUCAAUCAUCUGGCCCAGCCAUCUGUCAAGCAACUCUACGGCGGCCAGUUUCUACAGCGCGUCUUGGAACAGAUCGUCCAACCUCCUACGUUCUGGAACACCUUCGUGAACGCGCAUGAUGGUCACGUGCUUUCCAGCGAUGGCACUCGCGCGUUCGCAUGGCUGCUGCUCGAGCUACUGUACAGUCGCUCUGAGGACAUUCCAGAUGUGCGAGACGUCGCAGAGCGCGUCACGAAGAACGAGUCCUUCAUCAGUUCAGAUUCGCUAGAUAUCCGCAACAUUGGGCAUAAGAUCAAGCAUGUCCUUGACAGCACAUCCGACCAGACUGUCGAUGGCCCAGGUGGGCGACACGACAACGACUUCGCGCAAAUCCACAAGAUUAAGCUCUUACCGACGCCAGACGAGUUCGCAUCUUCCGAGCAUCCGUUUUACAGACGCGCUGACUCCAUCGUAUCUGUCAGCCCAGAGAGCCGCGGUCUUACACAUGUUGACAACCAAUUUCGCUUGCUCCGCGAGGAUCUUCUCGGCGAGCUACGUAACGACUUUCAUAUUGCUAGUGGUCAGAAGAAAGGACGACGCAAAGUGGUUCUCGAGCAUCUGAAGUAUGCCGGUAUCGACUGUGGAACGGAGACGAAACGCAAACCUUGCUCGCUGCAGCUGUUUUGUCCGGACGAUGUUCCUCAGCUGCGCAGCGUCAAGGCCGCGAACCGCAAGAAGUUCCUCACCGACAACAAGAACGUCCUGAAGCAUCAGUCACUUGGCUGUCUCAUUAGCAACGGCAAUAUUGUUGCAUUUGCAACUGUGGACCGUGACGAAGAUCUCCUUGCGAAGCAACCUGCUGUUGUCGUGCUGCGAGUGGCCGACGCCAGCUCGUUUGGCAAAGUGCUGAUGGCAUGCAAGCUCCAAUCGGAUCUUUGCUUUGUGCAAGUAGAUACUGCUGUAUUUGCGUAUGAGCCUGUCCUGAAAUGUCUUCAGACCCUGACUGAACUGCCACUGGAAGACCAACUUCUCAGUCUUACGCCAGACUCCGCGGAAACCCCGUCCGGCAUCCAACCGACAAAGACUGUCAACGCCAUUCGCGACCACUGGGAAGAGGACCUCCAAGACAUCAUCGGAAGCACUCAUCCAAUCAAGCUCGACCAGGCCCAAGCAGAGUCACUGCUGACUGGGCUAAUGAAGAGAGUCAGUCUGAUCCAAGGCCCGCCAGGUACUGGCAAAAGUUUCAUCGGAGCACUCAUCGCAAAGAUAUUGCACGAUCGUACCAAUGAGACGAUGCUCAUUCUCACUUACACAAAUCAUGCUCUCGAUCAAUUCCUGGAAGACAUCCAGAAGGCCGGCAUUCCUGCUAGUUCGAUCGUGCGGCUGGGGUCAAAGUCGAAUGCCAGCACUCGCGCACUGACCAUCAGAGAACAACCAAACAACUACAAGAUGACGGGACAAACGUGGACCAUGAUUCAAGAGCAAAAGUCAGAAGCGGAAUCUUACCAUGACGCACUAGUCAGGAGGAUGACAUCCUUUGUAUCUAUGCGGCUCAAUGAGCAGAUGCUCCUCGACUACCUAGAGUUCUCUGAUGAUUCAGAAUACUUCGAUGCGUUCGUUGUGCCCGACAGUAAAGACGGUAUGACAGUCAUGGGGAAAAAGAAUAAACGCAUCGACAAGUACUACCUAGUCAGGAGAUGGGUCAAAGGAGAAGACGCUGGCAUCUUCCUCGGUCAUGCGAUGCAAACAUAUCCACACGUUUGGAACGUUCCGCCACAGAUCCGUCAUGGACUUCAGGCGCAGUGGAACAAGACGAUCCUCGAAGAGCGUGUCACCGAAAUAAGUACGCUUGCCAACAAGUACAACAAGUGUCGUGCCCAGAUCGAUCGAUUAUUCCGCGAGAAGAACUUCCACGUCCUCAGUCAGAGACGCAUCAUAGGGUGUACUACAACCGCAGCUGCUAUGUACACCGACGAGAUUCGCAAGGCCUCACCAGGCAUUGUUCUGGUGGAAGAAGCUGGAGAGAUCCUGGAGAGUCAUGUGCUUACAGCUCUAACUCCAACCACGAAGCAGCUCAUUCUGAUCGGCGACCACAAACAGCUGCGGCCAAAAGUCAACAACUAUGCCUUGACUGUAGAGAAAGGAGAUGGUUACGAUCUCAAUGUCUCCUUGUUCGAACGUCUCGUGCUCAGCGGAGUUCCACAUACCACCCUCAGCAAGCAGCAUCGUAUGCGUCCUGAGAUCUCGUCCCUCGUCCGAUCGCUCACUUACCCGGAAUUGGAAGACGCUGAGAAGACUCAGGGUCGACCGAACUUACGUGGUCUUCAAAGCAAUGUUAUAUUCGUGUCACAUUCGCGCCCUGAGCUCAAUGCGGUUAAGAUCGCCGAUAGCCGCGAUGGUGGCGCCAAGUCCAGCAAGGAAAACUUGUACGAGGCUGAGAUGGUGCUGAAAUGCGUGCGAUACCUUGGUCAGCAGGGCUACGGCACGGAAGACAUUGUGGUACUGACACCUUACCUGGGUCAACUAUACCUGUUGAUGAACACUUUGUCUGAGAACAAUGAUCCCAUUUUAAACGAUCUAGAUUCCCACGAGCUCAUCAAAGCGGGUCUGAUGACACCGGCUAGCGCGAACAUCUCCAAACGCAAGCUUCGAAUUUCAACUAUCGACAAUUAUCAAGGUGAAGAGAGCGAUAUCGUAAUCGCAUGUCUCACACGCAGUAACGAUGCUGGGGAUAUCGGUUUCAUGUCGUCUCCUCAGCGAGUCAACGUGUUGCUAUCACGAGCGCGAAACGCCUUGAUCAUGGUCGGCAAUGCAGACACUUUCAUGAAGAGUCGCAAAGGCAAGGAGGUAUGGGUACCGCUUAUGGACCAGCUGAAGCGAGAUGGUCACGUCUACGACGGCUUUCCCGUAAAAUGCGAGCAGCAUCCCGAAAAGACCGCGCUUCUAACUGAGAAAGAACAAUUCGAGACAGUAUGUCCAGACGGUGGCUGCUCUGAGCCAUGUGGCAAACUACUCAACUGCGGUGUGCAUGCUUGUCCCCAUCGAUGCCAUCAGUUGCAAGACCAUUCACGUAUGGAUUGCAAUGUCAUUAUCUCCUCAACAUGCCCUAGCAAGCAUAAGACGACUCGAAAAUGCCAUGACAAGGCGGCAGCGCACUGUCGGAAAUGUGAAGCCGAAGUGCGAGCCAGAGAGAAGAAGCGUCAACGCGACCACGAGCUAGACGAGCAACGAGACGCCAAACAACGCGCAUAUGCCGCUCGACUAGUCGAGAUUGAGGAAGAGAUGGAGCACCAGAAGCGCCUUCUGAAAGAGCAGGCCGAGGGGAGAGACCGCCAACAAGCGCUCGAGCAAAAGAAGCAGGAUCUUCGCAACCUACAGGAGAGGGUCAAGGGCUCAAGAAAAGUUCAGGUUCCAGUUCCAGCAUCUUCGACAUCUAAGACUACGCCGACACCAUCAGCCGACACUCAGGAACAACAAGGCGAGAAAGCAGCGCCAAGUACAACAACUGAUCACCGGGACGAUACCACGACCAAUGACGAGGCUACAUCGUCAGAUUCGGGUCAGGAUCAGCCUGGUUGGGAUGAAAGCGAAGCUAGAGAUGACUGGGAAUGGCAGAAGAGAUUCGAGGGUGCAGAAAACGAAGCUCUCGACUCUCUGGUACCCAUGAUAGGGCUCGAGUCCGUCAAGCAGCAGUUCCUCGCGAUCAAAGCCAAAGUUGAUACGGUUGUACGUCAGAACGUAUCGCUUAAGGGAGAGCGUUUCGGUGCUGCCCUGCUAGGCAAUCCUGGAACAGGAAAGACGACUGUGGCCAGGCACUACGCUAAGUUUCUAGUUGAGGUAGGAGCUUUGCCUGGUGGCCAUUUCAUUGAGAGCUCUGGAUCAGCUCUUGCAAACGAUGGUGUGUCCGCUUGCAAAACCCAUAUCGACGACAUCCUCCAAGCAGGAGGUGGUGUCUUCUUCAUCGAUGAAGCGUAUCAAUUGGUAUCUGGAAACAGUCCCGGCGGCAAAGCGGUGCUCGACUACCUGCUUGCUGAAAUGGAGAAUUUGACUGGCAAAGUCGUCUUUGUUCUCGCCGGCUACCACAAGCAGAUGGAAGCCUUCUUCUCCCACAAUCCUGGCAUCCCAAGCCGCAUACCAAUUCGAAUGGAGUUCCAUGACUACGAAGACCGCGAGCUACAACAGAUCUUCUGCCAAUACAUUGACAAGAAAUAUUCCGGGCGCAUGAAGAUUGAAGACGGCAUGAAAGGCCUUUACGUACGUAUUGUUGCGCGGCGCAUUGGUCGUGGUCGCGGCCGCGAUGGCUUCGGUAACGCCCGCGAAGUUCAGAACAAGAUCGCCCAGAUUACCGAGCGACAAGCCAAGCGUCUGCGUAAAGCAAGAAAGGCUGGCACGCUACCGGAUGACUACCUUCUUACCAAGGAGGAUCUGAUAGGUCCAGAGCCUUCGUCAGUGCUCAAGAAUAAUGCGGCUUGGUCAAAGCUGCAGAAGCUUACCGGCUUGGCCUCAGUGAAAGAGUCGGUACGCGUGCUUCUGGACGGGAUACAGACCAACUACCAGCUCGAACUGAGGGAGAAGCCCAUCAUACAGUAUUCGCUGAACCGUUGCUUCGUCGGUUCCCCAGGAACUGGAAAGACCACCGUAGCCAAACUCUACGGUCGCGUUCUGGCUGACAUUGGGCUUCUUUCCCUUGGCGAGGUCAUCGUAAAAAACCCAUCAGACUUCGUCGGGAACGUCAUAGGAGGCUCAGAAGCCAACACCAAAGCCAUCCUGGCUUCUAGCAUCGGUAAAGUUCUCAUCAUCGAUGAGGCUUACAUGCUAGCUAAAGCCAGCGGUCCAAACGGCGGUGACCCUUUCAAAGCCGCAGUCAUUGACACGAUCGUUGCCGAAGUUCAGAGCACCGCAGGCGAAGAUCGUUGCGUGUUGCUGCUAGGCUACAAGGAUCAGAUGGAGGACAUGUUUCGAGAUGUCAAUCCCGGCCUUGCAAGGCGGUUCCCACUGGAAUCUGCGUUUGUGUUCGAGGACUUCAAUGACGCUGAGAUUCGUCAGAUCUUUAACUUCAAGCUCAAAGGAAUUGGGUUUGACGCGAAAGACCAAGCCAAGAAGGUCGCCAUGGAGGUCAUUCAACGCGCGCGCAACCGCCCAAACUUCGGCAACGCAGGCGAGGUCGAUAUUCUCCUGGAUCGCGCGAAGGCGUUACAUCAGAAGCACAUAUCCUCAGGCAAAGUCAAGCAAUUUGGCACGUUCGAAGCCAUCGACUUUGAUCCUGAUUUCGACCGCGGUACUCGUGCGGCCACCGAAGUUUCGGCUCUAUUCCAAGAUGUCGUAGGAUGCGAGGAACUGAUCAAGCAGUUCCAGGGUUACCAAACCACGGCCGCCAACAUGAAGGCUCUUGGAAUGGACCCUCGAGAGCAGAUACCUUUCAACUUUCUCUUCAAGGGUCCGCCAGGUACCGGCAAGACUACUACGGCUGCAAAGAUGGGUAAGAUAUUCUACGACAUGGGCUUCCUCAGCCAGGCGAAGGUGGAGGAAUGUUCCGCUACCGACUUGAUCGGCCAGUACGUUGGGCAUACUGGGCCGAAGGUUCAGAAGCUCAUGGAGAAAGCCCUGGGCAAAGUUCUCUUCAUCGACGAAGCCUAUCGUCUUGCGGAAGGCCAUUUCGCGACCGAAGCAAUGGACGAGAUAGUCGACUGCCUCACCAAACCCAAGUAUGCGCAGAAGCUCGUCGUCAUUUUGGCUGGCUACGACAAGGACAUUGACCGACUGAUGAGCAUGAACCCUGGACUUACCAGUCGCUUUCCCGAGACAGUCAUGUUCAAGCACAUUGACCCAGAAACAUGUCUGAAGCUUCUUGUCAAAGUGCUCUCAGAUCUGCAGAAGAAGAAUAAAGCGCCACUCGAUCUCUCGAUUAUCGAUCCGCCGUCGUCGCAACUACAGCAACAGCUACUGGACCUCUUUGGCAGGUUAUCAGUCCUAGAGUCCUGGGGCAACGCUCGCGACGUCAAAUCGCUGGCUGAGAGCAUGUUUCAAGCACUCAUCUCUACGGCCGUGCCACCCAUCACUAGCCUUGUACUUACAGAACCCAUUGUUGUUCGUACUAUGGAAGACAUGAUAAACGAACGUUCACGGCGGCAUGCCGCGGCAGGCACGAGUCGGUCAGGAAAGGCAAUGCCUAACCGCCCCAUGCCACCACCACAGACGCAAAAUCCAUCGCCACCAAGUACACAAGGCUCAAACACCGCGACAAAUACCGCACCCCCACAAGCAACAGCCGUAGCCAACGAGGGAAAGCCAAAAGACAACAAGAAGCCAACGGAAAAGAAAGCUGAGCCCGCAACAGAGCCAGAAGAUCCUCUCGCUUUUAUCUUCAAAGCCAAGCGCGACGCAGGCGUUUCCGACGAAGUAUGGGAGCAGCUCGAGCGCGACAAGCACGCCAUGGUGGCCAAAGAACGUGAAUAUCGCGAACUCCAAGAACAAAAACGCCAAUAUGAGGAGCAGAUCAAAGAGUUCAUCCGUGCCGAGAAGGCAGCUGCCGAUGAGGAGGAGCGACGACUCCGUGAACAAGCGCGUAUCGCAGCGGAACUGGAGAGGCGACGCCGCGACGAGGAGAUGGCUGCUCCUGAGAAGGCGCGACAGAAGGAGAUGGAGAGGCAGAAGAAGUUGAAGAUUAUGGGGCUGUGUCCGAUGGGGUUUAUGUGGAUCAAGCAGAAUACCGGGUAUAGAUGUGCGGGUGGAAGUCAUACGCUGUCUGACGCCGACGUUGACGCGUUUUGUCGCUGAAGAGAGAGGAUGGGCUGCUUGUAGACGGCAAUAGGGAAAUUUGUUCGCACAUUUCAUGUCUUUCUUCGAUAACUGGAAGCAAUACGAAAAAAACUCGUUCCUCAUAAAUUAUUCCUACGCCCAUUCACCACGAUAUUACC